AUGAGAACUGCUGCGCCAAUCACUGAUGAAGAAGCUGUGGCUGCAGCCGACAAGGAGAUGGAGGAACGGGCCAACAGAGCCAAGGAACUCCUCUCGAAACGGUAUGUUGGACUGAAGCGUCAACAGGAAGGAAAAAAGACUCGUAAACUAAACCUAGAACGUCAGAUGCAAGGAAUGGGUGUUCCUGAGGACAAGAAGAGGGAAAUGCGAAAGCACUUGGAGCAAGAGGAAAUGAUGAUCCAAAAGCAUUCUCGAAAAGCCAUGAGUCCCGCUGAUUUUGAGUCUCUGACAGUGGUUGGAAGGGGAGCCUUUGGGGAAGUUCGAUUGGUCCGUGACAAGCAAAAGGGCAACGAACCAGUGCAAAUUUAUGCCCUCAAAUCCAUGAAGAAGGAAAUGAUGAUUUUGAAGAAUCAAGUGGGCCAUGUUCGUGCCGAGCGUGAAGCAUUGGCCAAGGCGAGUUCCGAAAAUCGUUGGUUGACUGCCUUGCAUUACAGUUUUGUCGACGAAACCUAUUUGUACAUGGUCAUGGAAUUCUGUCCAGGUGGGGAUCUCAUGAGCAUGCUCAUCAAGGAGGACACCUUUAGCGAACAUGUCACUCGAUUUUUCAUGGCGGAGGCAGCCCAUGCAAUUUCCAGUAUUCACGCCUUGGGGUACAUUCAUCGCGAUAUCAAGCCAGACAAUAUGCUCUUGGAUUCGAGGGGACAUUUGAAAUUGACCGAUAUGGGACUCUGCAAAAAGGUGGGAGAAGUCAGUCCCAUGGAUGACCCAGAUGUGGUUCUGAAAACAAUGAGGGAUCAAGGAUUCAUUAAAGAUAUUGGAUCGGGCGACCAUCCCAGUAUGGGAGGUGCCGGGCGUUCUUCUGGAGGUCGGGGGCACCGCAAUUCGGAUGAUGCCAUGGCCAUGUCCAUUGACGAUAACAUGGAUAUGGGUGGUGCGGCAUUUGCCACUGGCCAGAGACAAAAUCCAAACCUUACGGCCAAGGCACGACGAGAGAUGGCAUAUUCGACGGUUGGUACACCUGACUACAUUGCUCCAGAAGUAUUGGCUGCUCAAAAUGGAGCAUCUGGAUACUCAUACACUACUGCAGUGGAUUGGUGGAGUUUGGGUGUGAUUAUGUUUGAAUGCUUGGUAGGAUACACACCUUUUUAUGCAGAAGACCCAGUGACAACUUGCCGAAAGAUUCUAAGAUGGAGACAGUGCCUUGAAAUGCCAGCAGAGACAAAGGCACAACUAUCACCUGAAUGCAUUGACUUUUUAAGCUGCUUGUUGGCCGGGCCAGAAUCUCGUAUUGGAAGCAGCAAGAACAGCACCGAGUUUGAGAACGGAUUCCGACAGAUUAUUCAGCAUCCAUGGUUCAAGGGAUUUGAUUGGGAAGGCUUGCCACACAAAGAGGGACCUCUGCUGCCAACUGGAUCGCGGGAAUUCCCAGAGUUGUUGGAGUAUCUCAAGACUUGCCCCAAGUCGGAUCCUCGGUUCCCUCAAUUGGUUCAAAGAGUGACUCAGAAUUUUGAUACCUUUGAAGAUUAUGGAACAAAUCUAGACAAGCAAAAUCGUACCCGUGUCAUUCGCAAUCCAUUGGACCAAUUCUACGAUUACAACUAUCGAAGAGUUCGCAAGCCUCGAAUCCCAUUGCCAGUGGACAAGCAAACAUAA
Cylindrotheca closterium is the source of this 1653-nucleotide messenger RNA. The record is from the annotation of a GenBank genome assembly. Lineage: Eukaryota; Bacillariophyta; Bacillariophyceae; Bacillariales; Bacillariaceae.